CAUUUUCAACAAAGGGACAAAAUGAACCCUUUCAAGAUGAUUCUGCCAUUUAUCCUUGGAAUUACGAUUGCUUCAUCAAAUGAAUUAGCAGCUGUUUUAGAAGUGACCCAGGGCUCACAACCGACCGUGUAUGUCCUAGAGGAGAACAUAGUCGUUCUAUUUCACACCUGUUUAUGUUCAUUGAACAGUCUUCAAUGUAGAAUAUCAAAGAAUAUGACAAAUGUUGAGGAGAAGAGUCUGGAACUUGGCAAAUCAUUUGACUACGAAAGUGAAUACUUUUGUCAUUAUAACAUGGAAGUGGGACUCUCGUGUGACAGGCUUAAAACUUCUUUUCAAUCUGUGCAGUGUUCAUCUUCAAAGAGGAGUGCCUGUACUGUAGAAGUCCUCGUUGCUUUUGGGAAUUCGUGCCCUCAAAGAUUCGUGACCUUGAUCUCUUCUGCACCGUUAAACUUUCAAAUUGUAGGUUCCACUGAUAAUCUAAGAAAUUUGUUCCAAUGCGUAGCAAGUUUCAGCAGUGAAACAUCAAUUAUGUCUAGUACCACUAGUUCUUUACUGACCUAUACGUCUACUACAACCAAGGAAGCUCCAGACAACAAUAUCGUUGUCGCAAUGUAUGUGUGUGGAUCUCUCCUUGUGACUGUUCAGUUGGUCUGCAUUGUGGUCGUCAUUAUUGUUUGGAGAAAACAGAAGACCAUCGUAACCAGUCGUAGCCCAGAAUCGAUAGUACGUUAUGAGGUGCGCGUUCUGGAAAACAGACAACUGAAAAAACCUGAAGAAAGAAAUUCAAGCGGAAAUGCAGACAGCAUUAGACAAUAUGCCUCCAUGAAUGGCCAGUCAGAAGAAUACGUUGAGUUGGGUGACUAUAAUUUUCCUCUUCAAGAAAGUCACCAGAACACAGAAGUUCAAGCUCAUCAUGAGAACGUAGACGAGAUGAAUACCACCUCAAGGGGAAACAAUGAAAUCGCCACUAAUGUUACUGGUACUGAAACCGUUCAGAAUAAUGGGAACCAAAAUAACAGCAAUGACAUUGACAUUUCCAGCAAAACUCUUGUAAAGGCUUUAGCGGAAUUAGAUACGUCUAUGUUAUAACCCACACGAGACACCAGCGAAAUGUUUGUUCAAUUGCUGAAGUACUUUUUAGUCUGUUAAUAGAGAUCUACUUCAUACAAGUGCCUCCCUUCCGCUGUUAUUGUUAAGUGACUUUCAUGUGUUGCUGCCCACAAGGUCCAGGCUUGCAUAUGAGUUCUCAUCCAAUUGGCGAAAAUUCUUCAGCAGUUGUAUAUUUUUUCCAGCGCUGUGUCUGUCUGUACUUUUGAUUUUGAUUUCUUUUCCUCUACAGUGUCUUCCUCGGGCAGCUCUUGGUUGUCUGAUGUGACGGGAUCUUCCUGUUAGCAUUCAUGCUCAUCCAUAUUCGCUUUAUGAGAACGUCUUCCUUUCAAAUUCAUGAGACCCAUCGUAGACAUUAGCGACGUGUGGUCGAACACAAAGACCUUAACCACAUCUACUAUUCUUUGCACAGGCAUGGCUGCUGAUAGGAAACUCAAAUUUGAUUUCGACACCCUUCGUAGCCCCUUAUUGACGAAUGUUUUUUUAUAUUGUGAUUUUCCAACAAAAUCUUAUUUGAACCCGUCCAAUAUUAAAAGCAUUUAACAUGCCAUGGAUUAUCUCCGCAACCUUGAGUUUUCGAUUCAGUGUAAUGAGUGCACAGGUUCAUGCAACAGAGAAGCCCCCUAGGACCAAGAGUUCUUAGAGGGUAAAGAACACUUCUGCAAAGAUGGAAUCCCUUGAAUUUUAAUAACAGUAACUUGACUUUUCACCAGAGGAGGUAUUACUCUAUACUGACUAACACCUUGGAAAAGGUUCUAUCAGCAACCGUGAAGAAGAAGAUAGUAGCAAAGUUUCCAGCAUAAUUUCACACAAAAGGGGUUUCAAGAAUCGACGUCUUUCAAAAAAAAAAUCCGAAUUAAAAUUAUAACAAAACCGAUUAGGCGCAACCAGCAAUUUCAUCUUUCAGUUGUUCAAAAUGAAGGAUAACAAUUCAAAAAGUAAACAGCAGCUACCAUAUAAAAAACGCAUUUCUCAAUACACAUGUUGACAGCUGAAUAACUGAUUCCCAAAAAGCUUUAGAGUAAACACAAGGCUAGUUAACAAACAGGAUUAAAAAAUCAAUAUCUUGCAUGAAAUUUGUUUGGUCAGGCUUGAUUAGUAAUUGUUCUUUGUUUGUACACUUUGGUAGAGGUGUUUCUUUGUCUCACAUUGAUUUGUAGUUGGGGGCUUAGAAUGUUACUGUGAACAUGUACAUCAUCACACUGGUCAACUUUUUCCUGAUUUUAAAGUUGUUUUCUUUGGCUGAUGCUUUUUGCAUUCUUUAUGCAAUAGAUAUCUUGGCCCACAGAAUGUUAACACUUUCCCAGUGUUCAUCAGUUCACAGUGUUUAGGAGCUCCUUUAAAUGAAUCCAAUACAAUGUAUUAGUAAUGACAUGGACGGUACUUUUUUUUUCUCUAAAUAUUGGAAAGUUAAAUUAAUGGAACUUGCGUUCUGAUAGGCAUAAUGUUCAUAGAAUGCAGGUUUAUUAAGAAGGGUUGGUAUUAGAUCAGGUCUUUUUUGUCAGGGACCUUUUGAAGUUUAAAAUCCAGAAACCCAACAGGACUUAAUUGGAUGCUUAGUUUUGUAUGUAUCAUUAUAAUGUGCUAUUGAUUGGCUUUUAAAAGCUGAAAGAAAUAUAUAAGUUUAACAAUACUUUUAUUCUUAUUAGACUUACUUAGUCCUAUAAGACUCAUUGGUUGAGGAAAAAUUUUAAAUUGGGAAAAUUGUUAUGCUAGUCAUGUAUCUUCAUAUAAGUGGACUGUGCCUUAUAAAUUGAAAGCAUAUAAAUAUGAUCAUUUGGUAAUGUACAUAUUUUUUAACCAUCACAUUGCAUUUAGAUUAAACCAAAAUUGAUUUUCUCAACUUCUUUGCUAACCUUGAUUUUUCAAUAUCUCAAGAUAUAAUUUAGAGUGAAUUCAAAAUCUAAUGACUACAUUAAUUAUGUUUCUUUUCUUAUUUUACAUUUCAAGUUUUCAUCAUUACUGUAUGGUCUUUAUCUAUGUGAUGUCUCAAAAUUUCAUAACUUGUGUAGGUCUUUAUUGAUUACGUAUCUUAACAUUAAAUUACGUGUGUAAGUAUUCAUUCAUCUCAAGAUUUCAUUACUUAUUCAUGUUUUCAUUUAUUUGAUAUCUUAAGAUUUUAUUACUUGUGUAUGUAUUCAUUCAUUAUUUGAGAUCUUAAGAACUCAUUACUUGUGUACAUAUUCAUUCAUUUGACAUCUUAAAAUUUCAUUACUUAUGUAUGUAUUUAUUCAUUUGACAUCUUAAGAUUCAUUUCUUAUUCAUGUAUUCAUUCAUUUGACAUCUUAAUGUUUCAUUACUUGUGUAUAUAUAUUCAUUCAUUUGACAUCUUAAG
Molecule: messenger RNA, 3442 nt
Organism: Biomphalaria glabrata
Lineage: Eukaryota; Metazoa; Mollusca; Gastropoda; Planorbidae
Exons: 4
Coding region: 22-1089 (355 amino acids)
Source: RefSeq, a predicted model, not a curated record